AUGUAUUGGUUGGAUAAAUUAUUAUUAUUGAAUAUUGGGGAUACAGCGAAAUAUUUGUACUAUAGGGCAUAUGACAAUUCAUCAAAAGAGGGGAAUAAGAACAAUUUGAUGACUAUUAAGGCCAAAGAUAUACCAUUUUCAGAAACUCAAUAUUCUGUUGAAAUAGACACAAAACGACUAUAUAAAUAUGUAGUCAACAGAGAACUCCUGUUGGGAAAUCAACAAUGGAGAACUAAAGAUGUAUAUAUUAGUAUACUAAUGGCAUUUAAGGUUGAAUAUGCUAUUUUAGUUAUUUGGAUGUUUUUUACAUUAAUUUUUGACUUCUUUGUUAAAUACCAUGGUACAUACUACUUAAAAUAUAUCCUAGGUAAGGUAUAUGGAGAAGAAUGUGACUCAUUGAUACCUGGUAUUCUACUAUUUAUGUUUAAACUCAUCUCUUUACUAUGCAACACUCAUAUAUCUUAUUACACAUCAAGGUUGAGUAAUAGAGUGAUUGGUGCAAUAAAUGGACUGACUUUAUCUCGUUUGUUUGAUGGCACGAAUGACACUAGUUCCAAAUUCAAUACUUCAGACUCUAAAUUAAAAAUAUCUAAAUAUCAAAAUAUAUUAACUGUUGAUGCUGAAUUUUCUGAGAAUGCUAUUUCAUAUUCUACUCGAAUUCUGAUAUAUCCUUUACAGAUAUUUUCGACUUUUGUAGUUGCAGCAGUAACUUUUGAUUCUACACCACUUUCACUGUUGUUAUUAGUACUUUCAAGUGCAUUUCUACUAUCUAUACUUGCCUUGUACAUUAGUACACUCUUUAAGCGUCCUUUUAUAGCAGCUAGAGAGGAAAGAAUAAAGGAAACAGUGAAUUUACUUGAAGCUUCUAAGGGUUUAGUUGUAACUCAGGAUCAUCUUAUGGCCUCCUUUCAUGCGCUAAUUCAAGAGUCUAGGAAAAAAGAGAUGUAUUAUGGAUCUCUAAGAAAAUACUUUUUUACAAUUGAAGAGGUAUUUUCAAGAUCUUUAUCAUUCUUAUGUUACUUCACAAUUGUAUUGUAUGUGUGGUAUUCUAGAGUUGAACGUACAAAAAGUAUUGAGAUGAUUAUUCAUGCAGCAUGGCUAGUUCCAACAUUUCAUGGCCCACUACAGGAGACUUGUUACUUUCUAUAUUACAUAUCUGAAGGGAUUAAUUCUUUGAAUAGAUUAGGUCAAUUUUUCAAUGUGACUAGAAAGUAUAAUACUGUGUAUAUGGAAAUUUCACAAAAUUCAGAAAAUAACAAAUGUACUGAAUAUAAAGGUGAGGAAUAUGAACACAUAUUCAAUAUUACAAAUUUGGAAGGAUACCACGAGAAUUUUAAACAAUCUGAAUUGUCAAAUUUACCAAUUAAUGUAACUAGAGACUGCACUAUAACUGUAAGCUUGGGUAAAUUUUGGACAAGUAAGGGUCUACCAAGUAAAUUUACUAUAAAUAGAGGUAAACCUGUGAUUAUAGGGUUUGGAAGUAUUUCAAAUAACUAUAUAUUAUCUAAUUUAUUAUCUUGUUUAGUUACAGGAGAGUCCAAUAAUAUCAAAUUGACGGUAUCAUACAAUGGCAAAAUUAUUCCUUUGAAUUCAUUAAGUGAAAUUUGUACAAAUAUUGGAUAUGUCCCUUUGGAUCCAUGGGUAGCUGAUGGAAUGAGUAUAUCUGAUAUAAUUUUAUGUGGAAGAGAGUUUGAUUCUGAGUUAUGGCAGAAUAUCUUAAAUAUCUGUGAACUAUCUUCAGAUUUUGAUGCAUGGGGUAUAUCAAAUUUUGAAGUUGCAAAGAGCAGUGUAUAUUCAAGUUCACAGUUGAGUUCUGGACAAAAAGUCCGUAUAUCUCUUGCAAGAGCACUGUAUGGCUUCAAAAUAGUAGAUAAAUCAAGAAAAGAGGAUAUAAAAGAAGGGCUAAGGGUUUAUUCCAAAGAUAAAGUGAGAAUAUCAUGUGAAAAACGUUCAAAGAAUUGCAAAAACUAUAAGGGAAGUUUAGGAAAUAUAGCUUUAAGAAGUGCUCCUAUUGUAAUACUGGAUUCUAUUUUUAAAAAUCUUGAUCCUCCAGUUUGUAGUAAUAUAUUAUCGAAACUUUUUGAUCUUGAGACAGGUAUACUAAAGGAUGCUAUUUCAAUUUCCGUCUUUGAUUCGCAGUUGCUAAGUUUAUUUCCAGAUCAUAUUUUACCACCUCUUUUGAUUAUGUUAGAUUCACAAGUUGCUGUUCAGGGUGAAUUUGAGGAAUUUACACCUAUUUCACACUCUUCUAUAUCUACAAUGGAAUCUAUUCGUAAUGAUUAUCAGGAUGAUAGCGAUAAUUCAAGAGAUAUAUGGGAUGUUUCGACUAAUGAAGAUCCAACAAGGGAUUUUGAUAAUUCUCCAAAGGAUAUAGCACAUGGAACGAAGGGAAAUUUGCAUAGUGAAGAUUCUGAAAGGCAUCACAGAGAUGAAGAAAUACCAGUUAUAGAUUUGAAAUGUGGAAUGAAAAUAUCACCUAUUGGAAUUGUAGAUAAAUGUGCGGAGAUAUACCAUGAAAAUGGGCAGAUAAUAAAAAAAACAAAACAUGAAUUUAUUGAUAGUACCAAUAUUAAUAAAACUCCAACUUUUUCAAAUCCUAAUAUUAAUCAUAGUUCAAGUAAUUUAAAGUUUGGAAAUAAGGAGUUAACUCUUGAUUCAACAGAUAAUUACGGUACAAGUUUUGGACCACUAUACUAUUAUAUUUUCUAUGCAGCUAAUAGUAGAAAACUUUCAAAGUAUAAUGAUGGAAAGUUAUUAACUAUUAAAGAAUCAUCUUUUGAGAUUAUAUCUUAUUUUCUAUUGUUAUUAUUACCACCUAUAAUAAUUAAGUUUGGAGAAAAGAUUUUGCUAAGUAAUUUAAGCAAUCAAUCUAAUACAACUGGGUUAUUCCAAAUAGAAUUCUGGUACUUUUUUCAUUGCACCCUUAUUUUUCUGUCAGUUUUGUGUAUUUUUAUGAGUGGUUAUCUUGAGGUGUUUGUAGGACUUAGAGCAGCUAGAUAUAUUCACAACUCAUUUUUAUUUGGAUAUAUAAACUCAAAGAUGUCGAGCUCAAUUAGAUCUUUACCAAUAUCCUUCAUAUUAAAUCGUCUGAAUUUUGACCAAUUAAUAGUGGACUACUGCACUACUAAACGUAUUGGACAACUUUUUACAGCUGUUAAUAGAGUAUCUGCAGGCUUAUUUUUGUCUAUUAUAGCAUCUAAUUCACCUGUCUCCCAUGCUCUAUUCUUGAUUAUAUUUGGAAUCCUUAUAUAUUAUGUUGGAUUGAGAUACUUUACAACAUCUUGUCGUUUAAUACGUAAUACUUACAUUUCUGAGAUGUCUCCUUUAAUUGAUACUGUGAGGAAUAUUUGUGAUGGAAAAGAAUGUAUUGUUGCUCAAAACUUAAGCAACUUUUUUUUACAAAGUGGAUUCUGUCAACUGCAGAGCAUGCUGAAACCUUUAUAUAUACAAUCAUCUCUUCAAAUAUGGCUUAAGCUUAGGCUCCAAGUUGGUAUAUUUUUACCAGUAAGUUUGUUAAAUAUUUUAGCACCUCAUUGGCUUGGUUCUAAAACUAGUACACUUACAGCUCUUGUAGUUGCAACUACUUAUAGUUCAUUAAGUAGAAUCGAUGAAAUUGUUAGAUAUUGGACUCGUUUAGAACGUGAACUAGUAUCUAUUGAAAGAAUGAGAAAGUAUAUCACUAUAAUGAGGCAAGAUAGUGCAUUUGACAAAAAUUUAGAAAUCAGUAUUGUCGAUGAAGUUAGUCAUAUAAAAUCUAAAGCAUCUGAUAUACCUGAAGUUUCACUAGAGGUAGAGGCUCCACUUAUGAAGUCGCCUGAUACACGUUUAAUUUUGAAAUCUGUAUACGCUUAUCAUUCAAGUCUAGAUUCACAAGGGAGCUCUGAAAGAGUUGAUAGAUCAGAAAUUGUUGGAAUAUACUUAAAAAGAAUUUGUUGUUUAAAUAAUAUAUCUGCAGUUGUCAAAUCUGGAGAGAUUAUUGGUAUUAUUGGGAGAUCAGGAUCUGGAAAAACCUCUUUACUAAACUUAAUAGCAAACCUCCUUGAAUAUGAUGGUACUAUCAAGUACAUUAAUGAAUUUAAAGAAAGGAAACUUUGCAUUGAUAUUUAUGAACACUAUUUACAUUGCAGAGAUUGUAUUGAGGAAAUAGAUCAAGUUAUUUUAAAUUCUGCUUCAGCUUUACAAAACAAGCUUAGACACAUUGCAAUGUUACCUUUAGAAAUAUUCUUUAGUGGAGAUCGAACUAUCAGAAACAUCUUAGACCCUUUUGAGAGAUUUCAAGAUAUUGACUUGAUAUCAGCUUUAAAUAUUUGUGGUAUCUCAGGAUUUUUAACUAAGAACCUUUAUUCUAGUAACCAAAGUAGAUCAGAUACCAGGGUAUUCUUGACAUUGCCCAAAAAGGAUGAGGAGACGGAUCUAUUACUUGAUGGUCAUAAUCUAUUGAAUAGAUGUUUAUCUGAACCUCUAAAAAACUUCAAGAUUCCAGAUCCCAUUAAAAGAAUGCUUUUAUUUGCUCAUUUCUUCUUAUUUAGAAAUAAUAUAUUUAUCCUACUAAUAGAUGAGCCUCCAGUAAUAUAUACAAGUGCUGUCAAUGAGGGUAUAUGUACAAAGAAAACAAAAAAUACUUCUUUAAUACCUCAAAUUAUUCGGAAGUACUUUAGUCACACAUCAACCUUUAUUGUAGCCCAUGAUAUACGAAAUCUUGAUGGAGUUCAUAAGUUCUGGCAUCUCAAUAAUGGUAACUUAUAUAUUAGACAAUACUAG
Messenger RNA from Cryptosporidium muris RN66, 4761 nucleotides. RefSeq lists its product as uncharacterized. The transcript has a single exon. Gene Ontology annotation, biological process: transmembrane transport. Gene Ontology annotation, molecular function: ATPase-coupled transmembrane transporter activity; ATP binding; ATP hydrolysis activity. NCBI's taxonomy places the organism in Eukaryota, Apicomplexa, Conoidasida, Eucoccidiorida, Cryptosporidiidae. Gene Ontology annotation, cellular component: membrane. The record is from RefSeq and is a predicted model, not a curated record. The coding region runs from base 1 to 4761 and encodes 1586 amino acids.